Coprinopsis cinerea okayama7#130 is the source of this 1407-nucleotide messenger RNA. RefSeq lists its product as hypothetical. Lineage: Eukaryota; Fungi; Basidiomycota; Agaricomycetes; Agaricales; Psathyrellaceae. The transcript is spliced from 2 exons. Bases 1 to 1407 code for a protein of 468 amino acids. The record is from RefSeq and is a predicted model, not a curated record.
AUGAUUGGGAAUGCAGUGAGAAUCGACAGAUUCGCGAAUAGCCUCGACAAGCCGGGUUUUCUUCAGCGCCUUCAGCACUACGCUCCGCUGGUGAAGCGGAUUGGUUAUCCUGGAUACUUCUCACGAGAAGGAACGUUCUUCGAUUACAACUCGCUCUAUCAUCUUCACGCCUCCGCCACACUACCCCGACCCCUGUUCCCAAAUGUCGUCGAGGUCGUUCUUCCUUGUCUGUCUGAAAGACAGGUGGAAGCUAUCUUCUACCCUUCCGUUGUGCUAUCGCCUUCCAUCCGGAAAAUCACCAUCUUCACUGAUUGCUUCGAGCACAGGGAUGAAGAAAAUCCAAUCAUCGACAACACGCAAUGGACAGCCGUAUCCAAUAGGUUGCAAUCACAAGCUCCGAACUUGGACUCCUUUGGUAUCUACUGCGAUACUGAAAGCACGGGGCGUAUACCUUCCAUUGACAGUCUUUGCCACCACUUCAGUUCUUCGUUGAAGUGCCUUGACAUGAGCUACCUCGUCCUUCAGCCGGAAACGAUUUGCACUCUCGGGAAGCUCGACUCGCUUGACGCACUCCAAUUUACCGUAAACGACUACCGUUUCGUGUCACCACUCUCCGAAAAGAUCCCCUUGACGAAAUUGUCGUUUUUGGGUCUUCGUGUCGACUCAGCGGCUGGUCUCGACACACUUUUUCAGUCGAUACUUGCUCCGUCAAUCGAAAGGGUGGAGCUCACCUUCAUGGCGUUGGAUUCUAUCGUCCACUUGGGAGAUACUUUCAAAGCCCUAACGCAGAAUUGCGCGUUGCCGAAACUCUAUGACGUUGACAUUGUGCUGGUGGACGACGUCGACCACUAUUUCCCGAUCAGCGCAGCCACGUUCACGCCUUUGCUCAGAUGUAACAACAUCAAGACAAUUCAAAUAGGCGGAUGUGCGAUGCCAGUACUUGAAGAUGCUGAUCUACUCCAGAUUUUCUCGUCCUGGCCAGACCUGUCCCACUUCUCGAUGUCCCUGGCUUUGCCAUGUCAAGGAUCACUCUACCGCGGGGGUCUUACACUUGCAGGGGUUCAUGCCGCAUUACAACUUUGUCCCAAGUUGCACACGCUUGAGCUUCCAUUUGACGCUCGCGUUGUCCCCACUGAUUCGACAUUGCCCUCUUCCCCCCACCCAUCCCUGCGCUCCCUGGACGUCUUCACUUCACCCAUCACCUUCGGCUUCCAAGUCGGCCAGUUCUUCCGCAAAUUCUAUCCCCUUUUGAAGUCGCGCCAAUUCAGCUUUUACGACAUGUACAAAACCCAGUUCUACUGGGAGACUACACCUACCGCUGAACACUUUUCACCUUCGGUGGUGGAGGGUGCCAUGAUGGUUGACCAAUGGAUCGAUGUUGAACACAUGCUGGCUGAGGAUCCUUAG